GUCUCUGCAGCAGCUUCUGUAGCUACCAGCCGACAGUAGGUACAGCCGUGGCUGCAGGACACCAUGGGUUUGGAAAAGGAGAGCCUGGAAGCCAGGAUAUUCAUGGAAGAGAAUGAAGACUUCGAUAAAGACAGUGACCCGGCUGUGAGUCUAGAAAUGCCGUACGACAGAGACCCACACAGGAUCAACGAUUCUCUGAAGUUGACAUUUGUAGAUGUGAUCGGAGAGCCCGUCACAACUCGGAGUUUUGAUUCAAUUUGGGUAUGCAGUCACGCAGUGUUUGAAAUAGCCAAAUUUCUACUCUACAAGCUCCUAACGCUGAUUCUUGCAAUUCCAUUGUCUCUGGUUGCAGGAAUCGUGUUCGCAAUACUGAGCUCUUUGCAUAUUUGGAUAGUUGUACCUUUUGUGAAGACCAUCCUUAUGUCUCUCCCUGCUGUACAGAGAAUUUGGCAAAGUAUUGUUGACUCUUUUGUUUCCCCAGUUUUUCACAGCAUGGGUCGGUGUUGCUCUGCAGUCUCCAUUCAUGUGAAUAAAGAUGAAACUUCAAAGAUGGAGGAACUAAGCUUCUGAUAUCCUAUCUUUAUAAAACUGAGAUUGCUUCCUGUGCUGCACUCUACUCAUGAAAACACUGCCUUGAAAAAGGACUUUAUUCUUGGUCUAGAUUGAAACAAUGUAUUUACUGAUCUGCUUAAAUAUGGCUUUAACUGUGAUGUUAAUUAAAUUAAGAGGGACCAGGAAAAUUGAA
Protopterus annectens (West African lungfish) is the source of this 745-nucleotide messenger RNA. It is a transcript of the gene CAV2, whose product is annotated as caveolin 2. NCBI's taxonomy places the organism in Eukaryota, Metazoa, Chordata, Ceratodontiformes, Protopteridae. The coding region runs from base 64 to 570 and encodes 168 amino acids. The record is from RefSeq and is a predicted model, not a curated record. Gene Ontology annotation, cellular component: cytoplasmic vesicle; caveola; Golgi apparatus. Gene Ontology annotation, molecular function: molecular adaptor activity; protein kinase binding. The transcript has 3 exons. Gene Ontology annotation, biological process: negative regulation of endothelial cell proliferation; caveola assembly; insulin receptor signaling pathway.